ACAAACCAACACAUUUAAACGUUCCUUUCACCGAGUUGUAUGACGCCGUAUCUUAGCUGAAUUUCCACUGGUCAGACUAUGAUCGUCCUCGUAAUUGUAAUUGUAGACGACCACGGUCAUUUCUACGUCAUAUUUUUUGCAGUAGAAGUGAUUUCGACAUACCUGGAUAUGUAAGUUUCUUCAGCGUUGGCUGCUGCUGCAAUUACCUGGUCAUUUCAGCCUGCUGCAGCUGGAAGAAGGAUGAACUGUGACCGAAGCUUCAAAUUUAAACUACUUGUGCCUGCCAAGGUAACUAGCGCCCCAGUAUCUUCUGUAAGUCCUCAAAAGGUCGCGGAGAUUUGCGGUGACAUGAAUAUCUCCAAACCUCAGCAGGGCUAUAAUAAAGGCUUUGAAACAAGUCAAAGUAUGGAAUUUCCAAGUGCUGUUGCGGCGGCCAAACCAAACAGAAAAGAUUCCAACAAGAUGAAAGUAGCACCAUUGCUACAAGAUGGGGACUGUAAACCAGGACAACUCUAUUCUACACUUUUGGACGAGGUUGAGAAAAUUAAAUGCUGGAAACUGAAUGUCGACUUUGAAGUGGUGCAGAAGGAAACUAAACUCAAAGAGAACAAAAGAAUAAUUGAAACUCAGCGCAAAGCCAUUCAAGAGCUGCAGUUUGGAAAUGAAAGCUUAAGCAUUAAGCUUGAAGAGCAGAUCAGUGAAAAUGAGGAUUUACGGAACAAAAACAAUGCAACUUAUAACUUGUGUAAUAUACUGAAAGACACUUUUGAGCGCUCAGCCGAAAAAAUGCAUUUGUUUGAAUCGGAGCGAGAGGAAACCCAUCAGCUUUUCAUGGAAAACAGUGACACUAUUCAGAAAAUGAUAGCCGGAUUUAAAAGCCUCAGUCUUCAGGUAGAAGCAGAUCAGCAAGAGAUGAUGAAAGUGAAGGAGAGUUUGCUUCAAUUUGAAGACCUGAAAGAAAGGUAUCAUCAAGAGUACACCCUUAAAGAAGAGGAGGUUGCAAAACUUCAAAAUCUACUCCAGGAAAAGGAUAAUGUGCAUCAGGACUCCUUGCUUGACCUACAAAAAACUCAAGAUCUCUACAGGCAGCUUCAAGAGUCAACUAAUGAACACAAUGAGCAGCUGAAGAGCUUGAAAACGGAGCAGGAAUCUCUUUUGGGAAAACUCGCAGAUGCACAGCAUCGCUGUGCUGAAACCGAGACAAAUAUGCAAGCUAUGGCGACAAAGCUUGGAGAAACUAUAGAGGAAUAUGAACAGAUUAUCCAGGAAAAGGACCUUGAUCUGCAGAAAAUGUCUCAAGCUAAAACUCAAUUAUCUGAGAGGCUGGAGGAGACUCAGAAUGUGUUUCAGGAGCUUCAAAAUUCACUUGAUUUAGAAAAGCAGAGGGCACAGCAAAUCAAGGAUCAACUUGUUGAAAAUAUUGAGAAACUUGAGCACAAAAAUGCUCUUUUGGGACAGAGUUUGGAACAAAUUAAAAAGCAGAAUGAAAAGAUCCAAAACCUUGAUGGGGAGCUGGACAAAAAGUCCAAUAUUAUGGAAAUCCUGAAGGAGGAGAAGAAUAUUCUUGAGAGCAGAGUCAACGAGCUUAAUGCUGAGCUUUCAAUAAAAAGCAAAGAAGUACAACUGGCUAUAAGUAAAGCCCAGACCAGCAUUAAGGAAAAUGAGGUGCUAAAAAACUCUCUGAAAGCUGCAGAGAAGGUGGAAGAAGAUCUGACGCACAAAUACCAGCUAGUUGAGCUUGAGGCACAGGAGCUGAAAGCACAAUUGUGUGAAGACGUGAAGACCACUGAAGAAUAUACCCGUAAGAUGGAGCAGCAGAGUGAAGCCCACAGACAACUGGAAGAAAACUAUGAAGCUCUUUCAUCUAACCUCAAAAAGUUAGAAAUUGAGAUGGAAAUUGCUCAAGUGCAGCUUCACAGUGGUCAUUGUACCUCAAAUGCACUUGAAGAAAAACUCAAGGAGAGUGAGGACAAUUCAUUGAAACUAAAGGAAGAAAUUCAAAGGCUGGAUGAUGAAAACAAAUAUUUGAGGGAGGAAGUUAAUGCCACCAAAGCAAAAACUCAGGACAUUUUUGAAGAUGUUGAAGUUUUCCAAAAGAAAGUUGAAGAAAGUUGUAAUUUCUGGCACAAGGAAGUGGCGAAAAAAGAGAAGCAGAUGAAAUUCAUGGGAACGAAGGUGGGCGUUCUUCAGAGAAAAUGUGAGGAUAAACUUCGAUCCCUCAGUGAAUUACAGAAAGAGAAUAAAAUGCUGAAGAAAGAAAUUGAAGUAGUGAGAAUGAAGUCAACUAAUAUGGAAAACCUGCUCAAAGGUGUACAGGAGGAGUCUGAAAAGCACAUUGAGGAAAACAGGAAAUUGCAGAUGCAUUUGGAAUCCAAAUCCACCUUUGUAGCUGAACUUGAGAGUGAGUUGCAAAGCUUCAGAGAAGCUGCUGCUGAGGCCAUCAAAAACAAGGAGGAUGUAGAAUUAAAGUAUCAACUGAAGACUGCAGAUAUGGUUGCUGUUAUGGAGAAGCAUAAGAAUCACUAUGUGAAGCUGGUUGAAGAAAAAGAUGCCAAGCUUGAAGAAAUCAGGAAGAAAGAGGUCCAAUUUGAAUCCGAGAAGAAAACAUUGAUAUCGGAUAUUAAAAUGCAAAAAGCAGAAAUUGAUCAGCUGAAAAAGAACCGGGUGACACAAAUGAAAGAGAGGGAAAACCUUUUGAAGGAAAUAAGUGACAUGAAGAACAAAGUUUCAUCAGACAAAGCCUUUCAGUUUGAGGCAUUUGACUUCAACCAACAACAAGGAAGGUGUUUAGAAAGUCAGACAUCUUCAAAGGAACUUAGUACUGACAUGCAUAAGAGCAUUAAAACUCCCUCCUUCAGCAGAGCUGAUUGGAAAACAGCACCUCUGAAGACGACUGAAUCAGACACUGAAUCUUUUAGAAGUUCUCUUCGAACCACUCCGAAAUAUAAGACUUAUAGAGUGAGAAGCCCUCCAUCUACUGACAAGGUGACUGGACGGACCAAAAGUAUCCUUAACUUGGAGCCCACGUCUGACAGCUCUGACAAAACUGAUCUUUUAUUCAUUCCAAAUCCACCCAAGCCAAGGGCUCCCCUCCCGAGCGUGAUAAAAACGCCUCAAAGCUCUGGCUCUCUUAAGUCUCCUGGAAACACCCUAAAGUUAGCUGCCAUGAAGAGGAUGAGAGAGGCUGGUUGGACCGCUGUAGCCACUAGUCGUGGCAAGAAAAGGUGGAAGAAGGAUGACAUAUUUGGCUAAAUACUAGCUGUUUCAGGUCGGAUUGCUCACAUUGUAGAACAGAUCAAAUCUUGCAACAUAUUCAUUGCCAUGGCAAGAGGCCAGUUAACUGUUUGUGGUUAUGCAUAAAAUAUGAAGGUGUUACAUUCAAAAUUUAAAGUGACUGAAUUCUGUGUGAGAAAAUGCAGCUCUGUCUUGACAACUUCAAUCUGUAAUGUAAUUGUUGAGCGUUGUAAGUCGUUGGAAGUAGUUCUUCUCAAUCUCUAGUUGUUGGGUUUGUUCUGUUCAAUCGAGGAGCUCAAGGUGGAAUGACGAUCGAUUCGUGGGGAAUGUUGGCACGUCAUCAUUUAUCGGGUUGUCAUCGUAAAGUCCACCAGAUAUUACAAGCGUGUCCUCAUCAGUUAGAUAGGCAUCUGUUCAAAUAAACAAGCAUUCAGGCUUGGAAAACAAAACUAGUUUGCAGAAUUGCAACGAUUGAUAAUAAAAUAUAAAGAUUUACUCACCAAUGUUGUCUGUGUUGUUGAGAGGCUGAUGUAAGUAUUGGAUUCUGUAUUUGCAUCUGUGAAUCAGGAUGAUGACCAGCCCCAGAGUAAAUGCUCCGACUACAGCACCGAAGAAUAUAGUCAUAUUUUUUUCCGAACUACUUAGUCCCAAACCUGUUGGUGAAGAAAUGUGUACAAUAGCAAAAUGAUGCAUGGGUUCUUUCAGAACUGAUGUAACUGCUACUCAUCUUUAGUAGUUUCAGCCUUGGAGUUGGACACGGUGAGGGCAGUGGUGAUUGAAUUGGUAGCUGAACUAACAUGUGAAGUAGUUAAAUUCCGUGUAUCUGUCCCGUUCCCAGCUGAUGUCAGCGUCAAUGUGGUCUUUGUUGACGUCGUCACAGAAGUUGUUUCUUUAGUUGAAAUGUCACUUGUCACCCUUGCUGUCUUGGUGAAUGUAUCAGGUUCUGGGGAGGUACUGGCGAAUGGAGAAGUGGUCUCAAUCUUGUUAAGAACAGUUGUUGGUUUAAAUGAUGUAUCUGUUGGUUCUGAAUUUACUCUGGACCCUGCAGUUUUGCUUUCGAAGCUGACGUUUCCUGUCUGUGCUAGAGUGUAGUUAAAAACCAGCAGGCAAUAAACCACAAUCUUUACAGCCAUGAUGUCCUUUGCUAGGGAAAAGGAGUAGAAUAUUAAAACAUGGCACGUCAAAACGUCAUUGAAGUACAUCCACUUGUAAAAUAAACAUAUACAUGGAUGCUACAUUACUUAUUUGUGAAAAUGAGAGGACUUUUACAUGCAACAAGUCAGGGUGUGUGGUUAAAGUUUCAAAGAUUCAGCUAUUUUAAGCGUACAUACCUGAGGAAUCAAAAUGUGCCGCUGUUUAAUGAAUUUGAUGUACCGUAAGCCUUGGUGCCAAGGUGCUGUGACGCUUAAAAACCAGGAACUGUGAGAGGAUUAACUUGCUGCCAUGGUGGAUCGUAAAAGUGGGCUGGGCAGUGCUCCGUAAACUUCCACCAUAGUUUAUCGCCAGGCAACAGAAGACAAAUAACACUCAGAUGAAAGGUCAACCUCUUUUUCUUAUUCAUCCAAUAUAAAGCCAGGGAGGUAUAGAACAUCUGCUUUGUGCUGCUUUGUGAUUUUAUUUAAAUCAAAACAUGAUCUUGUUGCCAUUUUGGGAUCUUGUUCGAUUGGACUUGUUAUCUUACAGGUUAUUAAGGAUCAUGUCUGCCUCUUCUUUUUAUAUUGUGAAUGUUACUCCUAUAAGUCACUGUCAUUCUUUUUUAACUGACACUAUGGGGGUAUAUUACUAGUAACAAGCAAAUAAAACUGUAAUUAGUUAGAGUGUGCACCAGUAUUGCUUCUAACCUGCACACCAGCAUAAUCACACAACAGAGAAAUACAUGUAGCUCUCAAAACAUAAUCCACCCUGUACUGUAGAUGAAAUGAACAUGAAACCAUUUAUUCUGUGCUAUUUUGCAGUGCAACUGGGUGACAGGUGACAACUAGCGGUAAACUAAAUCAGGACCAUUUCUGUGGUCAUGACAGUUCACAUGUUUACCAUGUCAGUGAAGGCUUGGGAGACAAGGCUGGGUGGAGCGAAGGGGGAGAAUCU
Messenger RNA from Synchiropus splendidus (mandarinfish), 5322 nucleotides. RefSeq names its product synaptonemal complex protein 1 (gene sycp1). Lineage: Eukaryota; Metazoa; Chordata; Actinopteri; Syngnathiformes; Callionymidae. Gene Ontology annotation, molecular function: double-stranded DNA binding. Bases 241 to 3252 code for a protein of 1003 amino acids. The transcript has 34 exons. Gene Ontology annotation, cellular component: male germ cell nucleus; synaptonemal complex; central element. Gene Ontology annotation, biological process: chiasma assembly; synaptonemal complex assembly; lateral element assembly. The record is from RefSeq and is a predicted model, not a curated record.